GAUCCAUAGAAGCGACGCUACGUGUCGUAGUGACAAUAAUCAGUAUUUCAACUCAAUUCCAACAGACAAACGAAUUAUCUGGGUUUUGUGCUAAGAGCACUGCCUAUCUUUCCAAAUGGCGUCCAAAAACAAAGGCACCGACGAAGUGAAAGGAUGGUAUCACAGAACCUGUACUGCACCAGGUCGGUUGGAUGGCAAGUUAGCCGUGGUGACCGGAGCCAGUACCGGAAUCGGGGAGGUGACGGCUGCCGAAUUGGCCCGACGGGGAUGCAAGGUGAUUAUGGCGUGUCGUGACCUGAAACGGGCGCAAGCUGCGGUUGAUCGGAUACUGGAUAAAUAUGGACCUUCGAAACCAGACAGUGUCAAGUUGGAUGUUGCGGACUCGUCCGUUAUUCAAUACUUGUCCGUUGUGCAACCUGAACAGCUUGUUUUGGAAUUGCUGGAUUUGGCAUCACUUCAGUCAGUUCGCCAGUUCGCAAGCCGUAUGCUAUCGAAGUACAAUAAGCUAGAUUUUCUAAUCAACAAUGCCGGAGUGGCCAUAAAUGGUUACACCAGCUCCGUUGAUGGAUUCGAGAUGACCAUGGCAACGAACCAUCUGGGCCCAUUCUUACUCACUGAGCAACUGCUUCCGAUGUUGAAGCGCGCAGCCCCGUCAAGAAUAAUCAAUGUGUCUUCACUAGCACACAGUUUUAGCAAACAGUGGAAGCCGCAAAUUUUCAUACCUGCGAAAGAAUACUCCAUCAUAAAGGCCUACAGUUGGUCAAAGCUUGCAAACGUAAUGCAUGCAAGGGAGUUGAGCCGUCGACUUGAAGGCACUGGUGUUAUCGCAGUCAGCCUACAUCCGGGAUCUGUGAAAACUGAGUUGACAAGAGACUGGCAUGGAUUCUUCCCAGCAGUUUGGAUGAAAAUUUCAAGACCGAUGCUAAUCACACCAUGGCAAGGAGCGCAGACAACGAUGUACACCGUGCUAUCCAGUAACUUGGUACCUGGCGGUUACUAUUCCAAUUGCGCAGUGAAGACGCCUUCUUCAACAGCGCUCAACAAUGAAGACUGCAAAUGGUUGUGGGAGAAAUCUUGCGAACUGGUGGGGAGUUCAGGUACAGAAUGACAAGAACCUACUUGCAUGGAGCUGCAGAUCACCUUGUCUGGCAAUAUCAACAUUACUGCUUUUUCCACGUCAAUUUUGCUAACAGAUAAAUGCUAAAGAGAACUUUCUAUCAGUUGCUGA
This is a messenger RNA of Dicrocoelium dendriticum, 1228 nucleotides long. The record is from the annotation of a GenBank genome assembly. Lineage: Eukaryota; Metazoa; Platyhelminthes; Trematoda; Plagiorchiida; Dicrocoeliidae.